AUGCCUGGUCUGGUGCGCAAACUCCUCAUCUGCGCGACGGCAGAUGGUCUGUUGUUGCAACCUCUCUCCCAGCGGAAUCAACAAUCCGCAUCUCCUCCUGUACAGAUCGACUACAAGACACAAGAUAUCAAACCCUCGUUCCAGCAGCACUCGGACGACUCGAGUAGCGAAGGACUCGAAGCUCAUGGUCUUCUCGGUAAGCACGCCAUGGACUCGACACUUUCUUUCGCUGACCAUUAUCAGNGUCUCCUGAACCUCGCAUCUUCCUCGUACCUCGUCGCCAUCUCGAAGCGCGAACAAGUCGCCCAAGUUCGCGGCAAACCCAUCUACGUCAUCACCAAUGUCGCUCUCAUUCCUCUAACCUCCCAAUCCGAAGCACAGCAUGCUAUCCAGCACGCAAAGUCGACUUUGAAGAGCAACAAACCCGAGUCUCUGGACACAAGCGACGACGAAGACGACUCGAGCAGUUCGGCGGCAGACGACGAACACGAUGACAAUGCGUCAGUCGGUCUGCCAGACGAGCCCCUGCAGGUACCCAAGGGUUCGGUGAACAAGGCUACCACUGUAGUCGCCGACGUAAUAAAGAACAAGGGUCAAUACGGUCGCUUCGCCCAGCGUUGGUUCUCCAAGGGCGGCUGGAAGUCUGACGGCAUUCGCAAGCAAGGCAUGAGCGCCAAUGAGGACGACCUAUCUCUUACCGCAGAGCAGAAGAAGCAAGCCGAAGAUUCUUUGACAGACAACAAAAAGGACGAGGUUGAAAGCGUGCCUGUGAAUAACGAGUCUCAGUCCACUUCUACAGACGAGCAACAAUCUACCGACGAGCCGGCGUCUAUCGUGCCUGGCGACACUACCCUUACUAAUCAUAUCCCAAGAAUCCUCAAGACGACGAACCUGUACUUUACCUCACGAAGCUUUUACUUCUCUUACGAUUACGACCUUUCACGCAGUCUUUCACGACAAGAGUCAACCUCUGCCUCGGUACCUCUUUACAAGCGUUUUGAUCCUCUGUAUUUCUGGAACCACAACUUGACUGAGCCGCUUGUCGAAGCCGGUCAGCACAACCUCGUUCUACCCGUUAUCCAAGGCUUUAUUGGCCAACGUGCUUUUACCGUUGAUGCAACCGAAAAUGCGGAGAAUAAAAUAGUUGAUGCAAAGCAGGAGACAUCGGAAGUGAUCAAGGUGCAGGAAGAUGCCCAGAGAGAGGAGGCGACCACAUCCGACGACAAGUCGCAAGCAAAGGAACUGCUGCUGACUCUAAUUUCGAGACGUUCUGUCAAGCGUGCAGGUCUACGCUACCUGCGUCGUGGCAUUGACGAUGACGGCAAUGUCGCCAACAAUGUCGAGACUGAGCAGAUUCUUGCCACGCCAUCGUGGGACACCAAGGACAAAGUCUUUUCGUUCCUUCAAGUCAGAGGCUCCAUCCCUCUGUUCUUCUCGCAAAGCCCCUACAGCUUCAAGCCAAUUCCUAUCCAAUAUGGCUCGGAAGCAACUAAUCAGGCUGCGUUUGAGAAACACUUCUCUAAUAUGCUCGAGCGCUAUGGAGAGGUUCAGUGUGCGUCCUUGGUCGACAAGCACGGCACAGAAGCGAAGAUUGGAGAGUCAUAUGAGAAGCACGCAAACAGUCUGAACGGUUCUGGGGGUGUAUCUGGCAAGCAGGUUGGAUUCUAUUGGUUCGACUUCCACACUGUCUGCAAAGGUAUGAAGUUUGAGAAUGUCUCAAUUCUCAUGGAUACAUUGAGGCCGGCCAUGAAGUCUUUCGGAUGGACUGUGCAGCAGAAUGGCAAGUUCAUCAGCACUCAGACCGGUGUUCUGCGAACAAAUUGUAUGGACUGCCUGGACCGAACCAAUGUUGUGCAAUCUGGUGCAGCUGGUCACGCUCUGCAAGACCAGCUUGCAGAGAUGGGUCUUUCCAUCAAUCUUCAGACCGACCCAAAGACAUCAUGGUACAACAAUUUGUGGGCCGAUAAUGGCGAUGCCAUUUCUCGUCAGUACGCAGGUACCGCCGCCCUCAAGGGAGACUUCACUCGCACCCGUAAACGAAACUGGCAAGGUGCGUUGACCGACUUCAGUCUGACACUAAACCGCUAUUACAACAACAUCUUCGGCGACUAUUUCCUUCAAACCUGCAUAGAUUUCUGGCUCGGUAACGCUGGAUCCAAUGUGUUCGAAGAAUUCGAAACCGACAUGAUGAAUCAGGACUACGCUCUAGACAUGGGACGCAUCCGCCAAAGCGCGAUCGAAACCUGUGUACGCAUUGUCCUCGAAGACUCCGCAGACAUGAUCUCAGGCUGGACGCUCUCCUGCCCUGCAUCAGCGAACACACUCCGCGCCUUGCCGUUCGAAGAGUGCAUAGUCCUUCUCACAGACACCGCACUCUACUUCUGCCGUUUCGACUGGGACACAGAAAAAGUCGGCUCUUUCGAGCGUGUAGAACUCGUGGAUAUCGAAAGUGUCAACUACGGCACCUACAUCACCAGCACACUCGGUCCCACCCACAUGGACGAAAAGAAAAACGUCGGCUUUGUCGUCAAGUAUUCGAGCCAAACACCUGCCAUGGUACGCACCAACACGCGCAGUCUGGCAAACGAAAAGGAAGCGAGUGCUGCAGACAAGGAUGCCAAGAAGACUGAUGUCAAGCCUGCGGAAAGCAGAUUGCUUGCCUUCAAAGCCCUGCCGCCGCGAAACUCUGCUUCCAAAGGCAAGAACACUGAUGGCGAGUUGAGCGAAGUGGAAAUGGUAAAGCAUAUUUGCGAGGAGAUUGAGCGGUUGAGCAACAAAGCUCUUGAUAGACAGACUCAUGUUGCUGCUGGAGAGGAAGAGCAGCAAGGGAGGAAGUUGCAGGUCGAGCAGAAGGAUGUCAUUUCUGUUGCUGAGGCGAGGAAGAGUACGGGAUAUCUUGAGUCGCUAGGGUACUCGUUGAAGAAGCUGGUAUGGUCGUAG
Aureobasidium vineae is the source of this 2940-nucleotide messenger RNA. The record is from the annotation of a GenBank genome assembly. NCBI's taxonomy places the organism in Eukaryota, Fungi, Ascomycota, Dothideomycetes, Dothideales, Saccotheciaceae.